AUGGCGGUCGGGGCGGCGUUGUUGGCCAACCAGUUUAGCUCCCUCGUGGUCUUUCCCUUUUUGGCCUUUAUGACCGCCGACUUUUUUCCAGACCUGCACGCGACGCAGCUCGGCCGCUACGCCGGGUUUCUCGGCGGGGCCUUUCAUAUGGGUGCUCUCUCUGGCAGUGUCCUCUGGGGCGCCGCAUCUGACCGCUAUGGCCGCCGCCCGAUGAUGCUUCUCGGAAUUUGCGGCACCUUUGUCACCAUCCUUCUCUUUGGUCUUAGCAAGUCCUUCUACAUGGCUGUGGCCAUGCGCUUCUGCUGGGGCUUUCUCAACGGCAAUGUCGGUAUCGCCAAGGCCUACCUCAGCGAAGUCUGUGAUGAGAGCAACCAAGCCCGCGGCUACUCCGUCAUCGGGCUCUGUGCCGGCAUCGGACGUCUCCUGGGGCCGGGCGUUGGGGCCUUCUUCAGCCGCCCGGCCGAAACCCUUCCCAUGUUUGAUACACCCUUCUGGCGCCACUAUCCCUACUUCUUGCCCUGCUGUAUCGGUGCCUUGAUGUGUGCCGUAUCCUUUGCCUUGGCCUAUAUCUAUCUGGAAGAAACGGUGCGACCCAAGCCCGAAGCCAGCAAGCCGUUGCUAAACAAUAAUGAUGAUGUGGACACGAAGAAAACGCGGCGCGGCAUGCUCGAGCUGAUCACGGAUCGUUACGCCGGCCCUGCUACCCUGCUCUACGGUCUCCUGGCUUUUGCCAACAUUGCUGCUCAGGAGCUUUUUCCGCUGUGGUCCCUUACACCACCAGAGGACGGUGGCCUCGCUUUUUCCCUGCAGCAAAUUGGCACAGUCAUCCUUUGCGCUGCCCCAGCACAAAUCAUGGCCCAGCUUAUGGUCUUUCCCCCCCUCUCCAAACGCUUCGGCUACCGCCGUCUCUACGGGAUCAUGACCAUCAUUAUCGCCUCUGUCUGCCUUUUGGUGCCUCAAAUUCAUGCCCUCAUGCCCCACGACAGUGUUGUUCACACUGUCUGGUCUGAAUCCACGCCAGCCCCCAACGCGACCAUUCAUGACAGCGAGCCAUCCAAUGGUUUAGCGGCCAAUGGCGCCGGAAACCCGGCCAUUCAGAUUGUUAUGGUGGCCAUCUUGGCCUUUGGUACCGUGCAAACCUGCUCCACCCUGGCCUUUACUGCCACCUUUGCCCUGGUCAACAACACGGUGGCUCGCAAGGACCGAGGCCUACAAAACGGCAUUGGUCAAACCUACGCAUCACUCGCCCGCAGCCUCGGCCCCGUGGCUGCGGGAGCCAUUUAUGCCUGGACGGCCAGCAGUGGUCUGGGCUGGCCCCUCAACUACUCCUUCUGCUGGUACAUGAUCUCCAUCAUGUGCGUUAGCUGUCACCUCGUCAGCCGCCGGCUGCCUAAAAAGGUCGACACCAAGCUCUACGACGACUAA
This is a messenger RNA of Monosiga brevicollis MX1, 1425 nucleotides long. RefSeq lists its product as uncharacterized. Gene Ontology annotation, biological process: transmembrane transport. Gene Ontology annotation, molecular function: transmembrane transporter activity. The coding region runs from base 1 to 1425 and encodes 474 amino acids. Lineage: Eukaryota; Choanoflagellata; Craspedida; Salpingoecidae. The record is from RefSeq and is a predicted model, not a curated record. The transcript is spliced from 7 exons.